Messenger RNA from Vanrija pseudolonga, 702 nucleotides. RefSeq lists its product as uncharacterized. The transcript has 4 exons. NCBI's taxonomy places the organism in Eukaryota, Fungi, Basidiomycota, Tremellomycetes, Trichosporonales, Trichosporonaceae. The coding region runs from base 1 to 702 and encodes 233 amino acids. The record is from RefSeq and is a predicted model, not a curated record.
AUGGCUGGCUCCGACACCCACGACGACGACAACGCCCCCACCAUCGUGGACGACGAGCACUGGACCGAGGGCGACUUUACCAUCAUCUCCUCGGAUAACUCGUACCACCUCUUCAGCGCCAGCGGCUUCUUCCGCGACAUGGCUGCGGACGACUCGGACAAGACGAAGACGCGUGAAGUCCACCUCACCGACUCGGAGUACGAGACGGCCGCAACCCUGCGCUGGUUUUUCGACCUGAUCACUUCGGCGAAACUUGACAUAGAACUCAACGACACAAUCCUAUGGGUCCUUGACCUGACUCGGUUCCUCCUCAAGUAUGACUGCCCCUGUGCCGUCGAAACCCUCAAGUUGAUCGUCAACCAGCGCGUAUUGAAACCUGGGAGCACGAGCGGAAUUUAUGGGUUCAUACUGGGAGCUCUGUUGGAUGAUGUCGACUUUUGUGUCGACUGCAUGGAGGGAACGGAGAAUAGGCAGGCCGUAUGGACGGAAUACAAUGACGAGCACAUCCGAGAUUCGUCGAGGACCCGCACCAAUGUCAAGACGUUCAACCCGGCCGGCCUGUCCUUUGAUCUCUUCGUGUCCAUACCCACCCCCUAUCAGUGGUCCCUUUGCUGCGCCUGGGACAUAGAGCGCGACGGUACUGAGCUUCCCGCUAGGUUCAAGGAGUUCAUUGCGGCGGCCAAAGGCCGGACGGACGUGUAG